Molecule: messenger RNA, 597 nt
Organism: Miscanthus lutarioriparius
Lineage: Eukaryota; Viridiplantae; Streptophyta; Magnoliopsida; Poales; Poaceae
Source: the annotation of a GenBank genome assembly
AUGAAGGUGUUGCUCGUUGCCCUCGUUAUCGUGGCUCUCGCUGCGAGCGCCACCUCCACGCUUACAAGCGGCGGCUGCGGCUGCCAGAUACCUCAUCUGCCACCACCGCCAGUUCAUCUGCCGCCACCGGUGCAUCUGCCACCGCCGGUUCAUGUGCCGCCACCGCCACCAUCAUGCCACUACCCUACUCUACCGCCCCAGCCUCAGCCACCACAUCCAUGCCCAUACCAACCGCCGUAUCCAAGCCCGUGCCAUCCAGGGCAUCCCAUUGGCACCCCACCGAUCCUGGGCCAGUGCAUCGAGUUCCUGAGGCAUCAGUGCAGCCCGGCGGCGACGGCCUACUGCUCGCCACAGUGCCAGGCGUUGCGGCAGCAGUGCUGCCAGCAGCUCAGGCAGGUGGAGCCGCUGCACCGUUACCAGGCGGUCUUCGGCGUGGUCCUGCAGUCCAUCCAGCAGCAGCAGCCGCAAGGCCAGUCGCCGCUCGGGGCACUGAUGGCGGCGCAAAUAGCGCAGCAACUGAUGGCGAUGUGCGGUCUGCAGCCAAUUACAAGUCCCUGCCCUUCUUGCAGGGCUCCUGCCGGCGUUGUCCAUCACUGA